Messenger RNA from Pelodiscus sinensis (Chinese soft-shelled turtle), 3992 nucleotides. RefSeq names its product DnaJ heat shock protein family (Hsp40) member B14 (gene DNAJB14). Gene Ontology annotation, biological process: cellular response to misfolded protein. The record is from RefSeq and is a predicted model, not a curated record. Gene Ontology annotation, cellular component: endoplasmic reticulum membrane. Gene Ontology annotation, molecular function: Hsp70 protein binding. Lineage: Eukaryota; Metazoa; Chordata; Testudines; Trionychidae.
AUGCAUCGAGAUCGCCCGGGAGGCGCUGGAGGCCGCUAACCGCGACCGGGCGUUGCGCUUCCUCCACAAGGCCCAGAAGCUCUACCCGACCGAGACCGCCCGAGUUUUGUUGGAAGCAAUUAUGAAGAAUGGAAGUGCUGCUGGGAGUGCUCCAUAUUGCCAAAAGCCAGCAAAUGGUAAUGAUCAAAGUAAACCCAGUACCACAAAGGACAGCAAUGCAUCUGCUGCAGGUGAAAGUGGAAAAGGCUACACCAAAGAUCAAGUGGAAGGAGUAUUCAGUAUAAAGAAAAGUAAAAAUUAUUAUGAAGUACUUGGAGUGUCAAAAGAUGCAGGUGAAGAAGAUUUGAAGAAAGCUUAUCGAAAGCUUGCUUUGAAAUUUCAUCCAGACAAAAACCAUGCACCUGGAGCAACAGAUGCUUUUAAAAAGAUUGGAAAUGCAUAUGCUGUGCUGAGCAAUCCAGAAAAACGAAAGCAAUAUGACCUUACAGGCAGUGAGGAGCAAGCAUGCAAUCACCCUGGCAAUGGUAGAUUUAAUUUCCACAGAGGUUGUGAGGCUGAUAUUACUCCAGAGGAUUUAUUCAAUAUGUUCUUUGGAGGAGCAUUUCCUUCAGGUAGUGUACAUUCAUUUUCAAAUGGUCGAGGUGGCUACAGUCAUGCUAAUCAACACCGUCAUAGUGGACAUGAGAGGGAAGAGGAGAGGGGUGAUGGAGGCUUUUCUAUGUUCAUCCAGCUGAUGCCUAUUAUUGUACUGAUCCUUGUGUCUUUGUUGAGCCAGUUGAUGGUUUCUAAUCCUCCUUAUGCCUUAUACCCAAGAUCUGGUACAGGGCAAACCAUCAAAAUGAAAACAGAAAACUUGGGAGUGAUUUAUUAUGUCAACAAGGACUUCAGAAAUGAAUACAAAGGAGUAUCAUUACAGAAGGUGGAAAAGAGUGUGGAAGAGGACUACGUGUCUAACGUUCGAAAUAACUGUUGGAAGGAGAGGCAGCAAAAAACGGACUUGCUGUAUGCAGCAAAAGUGUACCGAGAUGAUCGCCUCCGAAUGAAGGCAGACUCCUUGUCCAUGGACAACUGCAAAGAACUAGAAAGGCUGACAAGUAUCUAUCGAGGGGGAUGAACUAAAAUUUUACCUGUGCAUCUUCAAGUAUGCUAUUAUAUCUCUCCUGUAUAGCAAGAAGAGAUUGUUUCAUUCUGAAAGCUGGAAAGUGGGUGGAUGUAAAACUCUACUGUGUAGCUGUUUCCAGAACCCUUAUGCUGAAAUAUCAUGUAAUGGCUUAUUUACCUACUCUGAAAUAUAGAACAAAGUUCACAAAUAUUUUAAUUGUUUAGAUUUUACUUCAAAAGCUUCUGUGAAUUCUUUCAGCAGAGAGUAGCUCAGACAGGAUGCCACACUUGUAGAAACUUAAGUCAUAGUGGUUCUCCUUUAACAUAUUUGUUGUGUAAAUAUCUGUGCAAAGAACUUUGUGUAUAUAUAAAUUAAAAGACUUUCUAUUUAAAAUCUCAGAAAUUUAGCUCCAUGAAACAUUUUGUCUCACUGAUUAAAUGAAUAGUGUGACUACAUCACUCCUUAUUCAGAUGUCAAGCGUGUGUAGUUGAAACAAAAAAAUUACACUUCAUCUCUAACUUUAUGUAAAAACUUCAGACUUUACCAGCUUAGAGGAACUUGAUAUUUUUAAAAUAUAGCAGUGUAUAUUCCUAAAUAUAUGGUGGGGUAUAUUGAUUUGGAGUAGCAAUUAGCUGUUGUUGUUUUUAAGAUUUUCUGACCAAUACUAAGAAAACCAAGAGCUUCACUAAUCUCUUUUAAAAGCAGAUAUUUGUAAAGUCCUAUAUAGAGGUUGUAAACAUUGCUUUUAGUACGUGGAAUAAUUUGCAGCAACUCUGCCAUUUGAUACUUCAGUAGACCAUAAAUAUGUUGAACGUGUACUUCCAGGUUCUGUAUUUUUCACUGAAAAGGUUUAGGGAAACCUGCAAUAGUAAUUAGUUUAAAAAAAACAACAAUAUGUUUCCUCUUGGGAAAUCUGCAAUUUCUCAUUUCAAGCUAGUAUCCUAAAACAUUCAUGUUUCAGCAUCACAAGUGGAACAGGAAAAUCACUGCUUAAGUCAAAAACUUUGUGCCUUUUAACACUAAUAGUUAGCUAGUUUCUAACAUUCUGCGGUGAUCAGGGCCUCACAAAUUUGACCAAGUACAGAAAAAAGAAAAAAUUACAGUAUAAAGUUGUUUCAGUCCAGAAUCUUGCUGGCUGGAUUCCCUAUAGACGAGAACUUACCAUUAGAUCAUUAAAUACAAUAGAGUAUAAUUUAAUUCCAUGUACUGAACAUGUAAGUUAUGUAUCCAGACAUGCUGUCACAAAUUAAGGAGCAUUCUGAAUCAGGUUGGAUACAGGUUUUUUGGUGCCUUCAGAAAGAAUAAGUGACAUGUCUAUAUUUAUCAACACAACAUAGCAAAAUAUUUUGUUUUUUCAUUUGUGAAUGCUGGAUAUUUGGUAACAAGGGCAGUACAUUGUUUUAGAGACUUUCUCUUUAAAUACUGUAUGGAAUUGCAAGGAGGCAAAUUCUGUUUUCAGGUUAACAGUGUAACUACUUAACUGAAGUCAAUGGCCUGUUCACUUAAUUGGGUUUACAGUGCUGUACCUUUUGAACAGUUUGUCCCCAGAGCCACAUUAAAUGCUUCUAAUUUGAGUGGCCCUUAAACCUUUUGUGCGUAUGUUUUCUAAAUUGUCUCACUGGCUAUAACCAAUAUUGUAUACGAUGAUAUAAGAUGGAACAGACUGGCUGGUGACAAAGCAAAUAGCCAAACCAAAACAUUUUUGGUCAUUUGAAAGAGGUAGUGUUCAAAGUAGAUAUCAGAUGUGAACUUCAAAGCUGAGCUGAAAACUAAAACAAAAUAGGCUUUCUGUGCUGAAUGUCCCCAUUAAUCAAGUUUUGAGGCAGAGAGAGGAAUGGUGUAAUCACAUUUAUCUGCUUAUUUUAGAAAUCACCCAACUGCUUGCAGUUUGCCUCAGACAGACAGAAAGCAAGCAAACAAAUGCGGAUUCCCUAGAUUCUAAGUUAUUCAGAAAGUAUCAUAAAUAUGCUCAUUUGGAGAACAUAACAUCAAAGAACUUGUCAAAUUCUUUAUCUUGUCUUAAUAGAGAAAUUUUUUCAAUGGUUUUGAACAAAAGCACAGGCCUCUUGUUUCAUAGAUACACCUGUGUGCUUGUGGGUGCCAUAUUUUCCGUGAACAUAAAAAGAAAUAAUUUUAUUGUGUUUAUAAAAUAUUGUGGCUGUGAAGCCACAGUUAAAUAUUUUUAAUAAAGCUGCUUACAGUAAAUAUAUAGUUACCAUAUGGUUAGAACUAGGCUGCUACAUUCCAUUGGAUUAUAAAUUAUUGGAAAAUUAAUUCUUUCUAAGAAUAUUGUGUUUCAAAAACAUGUUUGUUUGAGGAAAAAAAUGCUGCUUCACACGUAAUAGAUUUAAGUAUUUGCAGUCUCUUAUUGAGACCAGGGUAGGCAUUGGGAAAGCAUGGGUAUACUUCCUGUAGAAUAAAGACCUGCCUAUCUUAAAGGUGAUGUGCAAGGAUUCUUUUAAAGUUAGCUAUGUGUCCUUUUUUUUUUCUUUGUAAUGUAUUUGAAAAGUAAAAGCCUGGUGGUUUGAGGGGGCUUUUGUUUGUUUUUUGUUUCUUUUAAUUUAUGGUUAAAAAUAUCAGGCAUGUCAAGUCUCUUCUUUGGUUUUGCUGAAGGAUCUUCUGGGUAGCUCAAAGUAUAUUUCUUGUGAGAAAGAUGACAACCAAAGGGGUAAAUAUCCUUUAUCGAAAUGUUCAUUAGUCAUAAGUUAAAUAUUAUACCAAAACCAGAGGUUUUUAAGCAGCCUAACUAAAAAUCCCUGCACUUUCCAGCUGCUCAGAUUUUAUUCUGGUCUUUUGUGAGUCAGUUACUCCACUGGUUCUCAGUCAUUGUUGUUUCCCAGGGUUAACAGAACCUGAAUUUCUCAACUGAAAAAAAAAAAAAAAAAAAAAA